This is a messenger RNA of Aspergillus chevalieri, 1218 nucleotides long. RefSeq lists its product as uncharacterized. Gene Ontology annotation, cellular component: pre-snoRNP complex; nucleus. The transcript has 3 exons. The record is from RefSeq and is a predicted model, not a curated record. Bases 1 to 1218 code for a protein of 405 amino acids. NCBI's taxonomy places the organism in Eukaryota, Fungi, Ascomycota, Eurotiomycetes, Eurotiales, Aspergillaceae. Gene Ontology annotation, biological process: snoRNA localization; maturation of LSU-rRNA from tricistronic rRNA transcript (SSU-rRNA, 5.8S rRNA, LSU-rRNA); box C/D snoRNP assembly.
AUGUCUGAAACCCCUGGAGGAGAUCCUCUUCUCAGUGAACUUUGCACAAUUUGCCACAUCAAUGCCCCCAAAUACCGCUGUCCCCGAUGUUCGACCAGAACCUGCUCCCUCCCCUGCUCCCGCCGCCAUAAGACCUGGUCCCAAUGCUCCGGUGUCCGCGAUCCAGCCGCCUACCUCCGCCGCAAUGAGCUCGCGACUCCCUCUGCAUUCGAUCGCGAUUUUAAUUUCAUCACGGGGAUUGAGCGGAGCAUGGAACGCGCGGAUAGAGAUGCGGAGAAUCGUGGGAUUUCUAUCGACCGCCAAGCGGAAGAGGGAGAGGAGAUGAGAGAUGGGGGCCGGAAGAGGAAGAGGCCGAAUGAGGGAUUGGUUAAGGGAGAAGCUGGAUUUUUGCGCGGCGCGCAGAGUAGCGAGGUUAAUGUCAUCAGGGCUCCCAAGGGGAUGACGAGAAAUAAGCAGAAUACCUCGAGGUGGCAUCCGAAACACAAAUGCUUGAUCUGGACGAUGGAAUGGAUUGCCCCUGAUGGAGAAAAGAAGAUUCGGACAUGUUUAGAGUCGUGCCGUGUCGCAGAAGCUUAUGAUAGAUUCUACCCUCUUCCGAAAGAGGAGCGCAACAAGGACCAAGCACAGGACCAGGGUCAGCCACCGGAGCAGGUGCAGGGACAAAAGCAGGAGGACAAUCAGCAACCGCAAUCCGAAUUGGAACCGCAAUCAACAAUAGAGAUGAAUUCCCAAUCCGCCGAACAGGAGCUGCCAGUUCAACCAAAGCAAGACGAAACGCAGCCAGAACCUUCGGAUCCCUCUCCGUCAGACUUGCAAGAAAACGAAAUCACCCCUCAUCGGGACGUCUACUUCUACCUCCAUCGUCCACGAACCGCUACCAGGCAACCCGUACUGAUCCCUCUACCUCCGGCCGCAACCUUUACCUCUGCCCUGCGCAAGCGGACAGUCCUCGAAUUUCCCACCAUCUACGUGCUACCAGAUUCACCAGACAUCCUACGCGCGACAAGCAAAGAAAAUGCGUCACACCUCCUAGAAGAAGAGUACGUCCAACCUGAGAAGCCGGGAGAGGACGGAGAAUUGGGUGGUCUGGACGGAGAGGGCGCACAAGGAAUCGAUCAUUCGGCACCCUCGGUUGAUCUGGGACAGGUGGAUGAAAAGAAAGUCCUUGAGGUUCUGAAACAGGAUCUAUUCGAACCUGACUCGGCUGUAGGACCUUAA